AUGAACCUCCGUCUGGAGAUCAUAAACGACGAAGCCACGGCCAAGGCCGUCGUGGAGCUGCAGAAAGACGAGGGCGCCCGAGCGUUCCUCAAGAUCAUCGACGACGUGGUCAAGGCGCAGGACCAGCGUUACAACGAAUCACAGACCAACACAGAGGCCAUGCAGGCAGCCGCCAAUGAGGCUGCCGGGGAGAUGGCAAUACCUCGUCAAAUGGGUGGGCCACACACCCUCAUGGCAACCAGCGACUGA
Dichotomopilus funicola is the source of this 249-nucleotide messenger RNA. RefSeq lists its product as uncharacterized. Bases 1 to 249 code for a protein of 82 amino acids. The record is from RefSeq and is a predicted model, not a curated record. The transcript has 2 exons. Lineage: Eukaryota; Fungi; Ascomycota; Sordariomycetes; Sordariales; Chaetomiaceae.